Molecule: messenger RNA, 1551 nt
Organism: Chironomus riparius
Lineage: Eukaryota; Metazoa; Arthropoda; Insecta; Diptera; Chironomidae
Source: the annotation of a GenBank genome assembly
AAAACAAAAGAAUUAUAAAGAAAAAAAGUUUUCAUCAUUUAAAAUUAAAAAAUAUAAGUAAGAAACAAGGAUGCAUGGACGAUUGAAAGUAAGAACGAGUGCAGAGGAAGCAGCAAGGAAGAAGAAGGAACAGGAUUUGAAGGCAAAAGCUUAUAGAAUUGGAAUGGAUAAGAUUUUUUCGUUGAGAUCGUCUGAAAGUUUCGGUAGUGAAUUAUUGGAACUGACUGGAAAAAUUCUUUCCGUGAAUCCAGACUUGUCAACGUUGUGGAACAUACGUCGUGAAUGCAUACUCAAAAUGACUGAAGAAAACAAGGAAGAUUCAACUUUAUUUGAUCGAGAUUUGGGAUUUACUGAGUUAUGUCUUCAAAUUCAGCCUAAAUCAUAUGGAGCAUGGCAUCAUCGUUCAUGGAUUUUAGAGAAUUCGCCGAAGCCUGACUGGGAUAAAGAAGUUAAUUUAUGUAAAUUAUAUCUUAAAAAGGAUGAACGUAACUUUCAUUGCUGGGAUUAUAGACGUUAUGUAGUCAAGAAAGCAAAUGUAUCAGCUGAGAAGGAAUUCGAAUUUUGUGACGAUAAGAUUCAGAAGAACUUUUCAAAUUAUUCAUCAUGGUUCUAUAGAUCUCAGUUACUUCCAAUUUUACAUCCACAUGAAAGCGACCAAUCUAGACCAAUAUCUGAGGAAAAAUUGAAGGAAGAACUAGAAAUUGUAAUAACAGCAGCAUUUACAGACCCAAAUGAUUCAUCAGCAUGGUUUUAUCAGAGAUAUUUAUUAGGAUAUUCAGAUCCAAAAUUUGAUAUUGCAUGCUUUAAGCUCAUUAAACAGCACAUGAUUAUUGCAUUCACGAAAGCUGUUGAUUUGAAUAGAGAUAAGAUAAGCAUUUUUAUUGACAAUAAUUGUGAUAGUCAAUGGAUGGCUAUAUCUGGCAAUAAAAGUGACUGCAUUUGGAUUAAUCGAGGCGAUUUUGAAAUCACUGAUGAGAUUUUAAUUAAAGUCACUCACGCUGAUCAAGAAUAUUCAUUAACUGCUAAAAAGUAUGACAAAAGUGCCGUAAUUGGUUGCAAACUUCCUUCUUUUGGCUAUGAAUUCGGAAUUGCUGUCAAAGAGGAACUUAAAAAUCAGCUAGAAUCGUGCAAUCAACUCUUAGAAUUUGAACCAGAUAGCAAAUUUACUUUACUAACGGCUGCCUUAUUAAUGCGUUCAUUAGAUCGAUUCCACUAUCAUGAAGAGACUUUAGAAUAUCUUAAGAAGCUACAAACAGUAGAUCCAUUAAGAUAUGGAUAUUAUAGAGAUCUAGCUAGUAAAUGGAUAUUAGAAGUAAAGCUUAAAGAAUUUGUGGAAAGUGGAAAAUACGAGAAAAUCGACUUGACAGCACUCGAUCUUACAACUGUCUAUUAUAAUCAAUUCUUAGUCAUUGCAAAUGAAAUUGAUCUACGUGAAAAUCCAGCAUUGAACAAAAAUUCCUGCAAGUUUUCGCUAGUUGAAGGCUGCAAUGUAAGCUUUUAAAUCUGUCAUCACUUAGCUAUCGAUCAUAAUUUGUUGCUAAUAUUAUGUGC